Molecule: messenger RNA, 7264 nt
Organism: Mya arenaria
Lineage: Eukaryota; Metazoa; Mollusca; Bivalvia; Myida; Myidae
Product: protein FAM135A-like
Exons: 22
Coding region: 119-3973 (1284 amino acids)
Source: RefSeq, a predicted model, not a curated record
GUAGCAGACUGUCAAAACAAAUCGAAUGAAAUGUGUAAAAACUCUUAUGAUUAUGGUUGUGUGAAGGACAUGUCAAACCACACACGUUUAGACAUACAGUGAAGUGUAGCGAGCCAGAAUGUCCGAGUUACAGGCUACUCUCGAGUUCUCAGUUGAGCUCAAUAAAUUCUACAAUGUUGACCUAUUUCAGCGAGGAUUUUACCAGGUUCGGACUGCCUUAAGGACCCCUCCCAAAGUGCCAUCGAAAAUCGAAAUAACUCUCCAGAAAUCACAAGAAUUUGGUCAAAGAUUUGCAAGAAAAAGAGGAGAAAACAAUGAGAUUCCAGCCCAUGUGAUCAACGACUGGGCAGUGAGUCGCACAUUUCAAAUCCUGUACCGCAACGAAGAUGUUAGCAUCAAUGACGUCAUCCUUUACCGCUUUCAUACACUCAUCAAUAGUGCCAAGUUGGAGGAAGAGAUAUCCAAGUUGGAUAUUCAGUUGUACCUGGAGCUCUGGUUUACAGAAGAUUUGUGUGGAUCAGAUACAGUUUCCAGCCAGGUAGAGUGUGUAAGCCAGCGGAUGAUAAACCUCCAUGUAGCUCCCACCAAGGGCCUCCAUCACCAUAUCCCACUGCUGUUUGACUACUUCCACCUGUGUUGUGUGGAGGUCACUGUACAUGGGACCCUCAUUGCCCUACACCAACCAUUUGUCAGUGUCCCGAAGCAGCCAAAGACAGCUUGGUCCAGUAGAAAUCCUGAGUUAUCUACCCUUGAAACAGUAUACUUUGGAGACAGACCAAUAUCUUCUGACCCUGAUCAAUGCGCACCAGUGAACAUGCAUGCCUCAUGGCAGGUUCACCACCGUAUAUGUAACAUGCUGCUGUCUGCAUACGAGAGCCUCCAAACUACCUUUGAACAUUACCUCAACGAUAUCUGUGGAUCUCAGUUUAAACUUGAACAUAUUGACUGCCACAACAAGCUAGAGAAGAUGAUGGACAGUCUACGAGAUGCGGAUAAUGAGGAAGAUCUGAUCCAGAAUGCCACAAGGGACAUAACUCAGUUAUGUGCCGCUAAUGUGAUACUUUGGACACAGUUUCUUGAGACAGCUACCUUAGAUCAGGGAAUUAUAUUCCAUCUAGCCAAGGAGCACCAUGCUCAAAGGAUAAAAAGAUUGGCAGAAGGUUUCUUCACUCAUGAGUAUCAGAAGAAUGAAUGUCUAGCCUGCUAUGAACCAAGUUACCAUGGUCACAGUGACCUAGCAGCCAUGGUGCGUAGCUCCAUGUAUAUGGCAUCCUUACCUCCUCUUGACCUGGAGUGUUUGGAUAUAGAUGGAGACCAUACUUCACUUCCAAUCAUCUUCGAGGACAUCUACUUUGAUCAUGUCUCGCCACCUGACUCUGGUACAAAGAGAAGUUCACGAAGCAACUCCUUGUCUCACCACUUUACCCAGAAAACUUUACUGGACCCGCAACAGAAGAAUCGUCGAAAGAACAUCAUCAAGAACAUCCAGCCUCAUACCUUUAAACGGCCAUCCUCAUUUAACCUUAAAGACGCGGAAGCUGCCGCGGCUAAUCCCAAUAAACGCAAAGAUGUUUUGUUGGUUGGGUAUAAGAAAACUUUCGCCUCACCGAACGUUCAUAGUCGAGUGAUUGAAAAUGCUCUAGAGCUCGGGACUUUGAGUCCUCUAUCAUCAAUUGACCGUUCUUUAAGGUCGGGCCCCAUGUCUAAUUCAGUGUCUUUACCGAUUCUUGAGCGGGAUUGGAGCAGGAAUGAUGGCGCCAUGCCUGAGUAUAUGCAGGUUGCGCGUAGAUCACUAAGAGCAAAGAAACGUCAGAAAGGCAAGAAAUCCAUUAUCACCGUUGAUUUUGGUGGUUCCGAUCCUGAUAUGAGUAAAGACGACACUCCUCCAGACUCGGAAGAAGUGCAACCCAGACUGAAAAGAGCGCUAACUGAUCCAACCAGGCGUCAGUAUAGUAGACAGGAAAAUUCCAAUGCUCAAGAUGGUAGGUAUAGAACAUCCACUAGUCAACAAGCCAGUACUCCACUAAGUGGCGAACGUUUUUCGGACCAUGACAGUAAUUAUGUAAGUAGUGACUGUGGCAGUGUGAGUAAACCUAGUUCCAAAGAAGGAGCUCAUUUUCAAGACACAAGAAGUAGUGUAAAAAAACAUUUAGACUUCCAAGAUGAACUACAUCGGAAUCUCUCAGCUUGUUUAACAAAAGCUUUAGGUGAUGAUGGUCUUAAUGAUAGUGACAAGAGUGAUGAUGAAACGUGUAUACAGAAUGGCUAUGAUGCUCGAUGUGGAGAAUUUCUAGAAUCAGACGAUCAUCAUGACUCUAAUGGUGAGAACAAUAUACCAGUGCCAUUAAGUAAUUCUAAAGAACUAGUUAAUGGAGAUAAAGGAAUGGAAGCAAGAUCUGUACAACAAUCCAACCUAACUGUUAGGGAUAUAUUAAAGAACAAUACUUUGCAAUUAUCUAGUCCAGGAGGUAAAAAAUCUCAGAACGUAGGAAGUCAUUCCAGUAUAGGAAAUGAUGUAUCGAGUUCCAGCUAUGUUCAAAUGCGAGAAAGUCGCACAUCGCUCGACAGUAGUGUUGGUAGAACCAGUUCUUUGAAUGUUGCUCGUGAUGAUUCAGCAGGAACUCGGGAUUCUGGAUUCUUAACCGGUUCGCAAUCAACCAUAGCUUCAAAGGAGAAUCUAAAUAUCUUAUCAGACAGGGAGAGUGAUUCAGCAAAGCUUACAGUAAAUGAACUACUUAAAGAAGUAUAUGAACGAGACCUCGGUCAAGAUGUGUCAGACCUUAGCGAUUCUGGCGUGUCGGUCAUGUCAGCAAAAACAGCCCACAAGGCAUCAAGCGAUUCCAACCUGUUGCAUUCUAUGGAGGCGCUUGAGGAAUCAGGCAGCAGCCUGCAUAUAAAGGCCCCUGAUGUAAUGACGACGUCGGCAUCGUUCCCUGAUAUAUCACAUCUGGCUGACACCCCGAAGAUUAACCAUCCUCGCCUAGUAGAGAAGGUCGGCUACAGCACUGUCAAUUUCAUCACAAUGCGCGAGAAUCUAAAGAGUAGGAUGAAAUACCAGGGAAAUCUGUAUAGUUUAGUACAGGAAUGUGAGAGCCCAACCCUGGCUUCAGACAUCCCAUAUUUCCAUGUGCCAACAUCCACAGACGAUGAAAACCUUGAUGGCUGUCACCUUGUUGUCUGUGUACAUGGGCUAGAUGGUAAUAGUGCUGACCUUCGUCUUGUCAAAACCUACAUGGAGAUGUCGCUACCUGGUUACCGGCUCGAGUUUCUCAUGUCGGAGAGAAACCAGACGGACACCUUUGCCGACUUUGAAGUGAUGACUCAGCGACUUGUGAACGAGGUCCUCCAUCACAUAGAGAUGUUCGCACUCAAGGUGGCUAGGAUAAGUUUUGUUGGCCACUCCCUAGGCACGAUCAUUAUCCGUUCUGCAUUGACCCACAUCGAGAUGAUUCCACUGCUGCCGAAACUCUACACAUUCUUGUCUCUGUCUGGACCCCACCUUGGCACGCUCUUCAACAGCAGUGGACUCGUUAACAUGGGUAUGUGGUUCAUGCAGAAGUGGAAGAAGUCUGGCUCCCUGCUUCAACUCUCCCUCAAGGACAACCCGGACCCCCGCCAGUCCUUCCUCUAUACACUUAGUCAGAAGCCAGGACUUGAGUUCUUCAAGCACGUAUUACUGGUGGGCUCCUCACAGGACCGCUACGUUCCGUAUCAUUCCUCCCGAAUUGAGAUCUGUAAGGCGGCGCAAAGGGACAGCACUGGGCUAGGUUCUGUGUAUGCUGAAAUGGUAGCCAACAUCCUGAACCCUAUUGUUAACAACCCGAAGUGUAAGCUGAUUCGCUACGACGUGUUUCAUGCACUUCCGAGUACGGCCAACACAAUCAUAGGCAGAGCUGCACACAUAGCUGUUCUGGACUCGGAAAUAUUUAUCGAGAAAUUCCUGAUGGUCUGUGGACUUAAAUACUUCAAAUGAAGCUAGAUCAUGUUGCACAUGGAUUCAAGCACUCACCCAGCAAGACAUCAUUUACAGAGGAUAUAAAUCUUUUAUUAUCUGCAGGGAUGAAUAUUUCAUAUAAAGCUUGAUCGGCUGCAGUGUGUUCACAUUCUUUCUAGUUUUGUGACCAGCCAUUUUGCCGAUCUCAAUUCAGACAUUCUUGAGUGAAGGUCUGUUGGCUUAAGAUGUUAAUUCCAGAGCGAUGGUCUGCUAGCUUAACUUUUAAAUUCCUGAGCGAUGGUCUGUUCGCUUGACAUAUUAAUUUCUGAGCGAUGGUCUGUGGGCUCAAAUACUGAGCAAUUUUAGUAGGCUAAAUUGCUUAAUACCUGAGUCGUGAUCUAUUGGCUUAACUACUUUAUUCCUGAGCGAUUGUCUGUGGGCUAAAAUACUGAGUGAUUGUCUUUUGGGCUCAAAUACUAAAUUCCUGUGGGCUAGUAUUCUAAAUACAUGAGUGAAGAUUUCUGGGCUUAUUUAUUACAAAUAUGAAAACAAAACAUUUGAAUGUGUGUUAAAGAUGCAUUAUUUUUGUCAAUCAUUGCAAAAUUAAAGUGACACUCUUAUUCAAACUUGAUACACAUACAUGUAUAGCAAACAUCAAUUUUGAGAUAUAAACCUCUAUCAACUUACUAAAUAAGACAUUAAUGGCAAAUAUUAAUUACUGAUAACAAGAUUUUAACAAUGUAUUUAAUAGCUAAAAACGCAAAAAUAUUAGAUGAUGCUAAAAGACUUACUGUGAUCUACUUUCAUGUCAUAAGGUAGAAAUACCAUGUUUUCUGCACCUUUCUUUCAAAUUAAACUUGGUAUCCUUCAUAAGAACCAUUGUUUUCAACUUGUUUUCAUUCUUUUAGGUAUUUUAAAACAAUUGUAUUAGUGCAUCUUUAAGGUACUUUGGUGGAAAUAAAACAAAGUUGAAAAAAGCUGUUAUUAUUUUCUCAUUCAGUUGUUGAAACAAAAUUAUCUGGGUAACUUUAUAAGGUUGAUUCAAUUAAAAUAAUAAUCAUGUGAACCAGUAACUUUAAUUUGAAGGUUUUUGUUUGUUUUCAGCAUCAUUAAACACUUGGCAACAUGUUCCAUUAAAAAGGAGGAACGUUUUUCCGAAGACUUUAAAAUAUAAAUGUUUUAAUGGGAAACUUUCUUAAUGAAAUUGUCUUGUAAAUUUUGUUAACUCAUUGAGUGACUGUAUAAUUUGAUUACCUUGAUGUUACCCCUGUUCAGUACAGCACUUUGUGAAGUGGUUACAUGAUUAUAAUGUUAAAGAUGAAAGACAAAAAUGCGUUUUGAUUGUCCCUUGUUAUACUUAUAAAGUUGAACAUUUAUAAUGUAGUUAGAAAAACAGGAAUUUAAUAUUUUGUUGUUAUUUAAAGCUGCAAACUCACAGAUUGAACGUUUUGACAACUUUUUUUAUUUUAAGUCUUGGAACGAGCCAAUUUAUGCAAACAUGCAUGGAAACCAGUCAUAUAAGACUCCUGACAAAAAUUAGAUUUAAGUUAAAAAAAUGUUGUUUUAUGCAUUUUUUCUCAAACCUUUAGUAACGCUUUUAGCUAUAAAACAUUAAUUUACAGAUGGAAAUAUGAAAAUCUGUGAUCUGAUCUUUUGUCAGCAGUUUUUUAUCACUAGUUUGCAGAUACUUUCACAAAAAUUGGCUCAUUCCAAUACAAAAAUAAAAGAUGUCAAAAUGGUGAAUCUGUGAGAGUGCAGCUUUUAGUAGUAUUAUAUGUACGCACCGUGUGCAUUUUGUAAAACAAUGACUUUUCUAUUGCUAAAGUACCAUGUGAAAUUACUGUUGCUUUGAUCUAGUGUUUGAUGUGUCGCCAUGGGAGAAGCUUAAUAUGAUAUUUUCAUGUAUUCACUAAUUGUGGUAAUGGCAUGUAUUUUACCCAUAAUUAUUAUCGUGCAAUCUUUAAUAGGUAAUUUACAAGCGUGUGCAAAUUCCGUUAACUUUGCUGUUUUUGAUAUUUGUUUGUAUAUUUUUGUAGAAAAUGUGCUUUAUUGUAUGUUGAAAUUGACCCAGUGUUUAUGAAAUGUUACUAAAAGUAAUGUUUUAAUUUUAUCUAAGAUGUCUGAUGUCACAAAAAUUAAACUACUGAUUGAUUUUUCUAUGCUAUAGUUUAUCACAUUCGCAUUUUUUUUCUUUGAUCUUAUACAUGUGAAUUUGAAACACCAAGAACAUUUUUAUUUUUAGCAUGUUUUUUUAGAAGGAAACCCUUGAGGUGGUUUGACAGCUCUGAUGGUAGCUGUCAGGUUUCGGUGUGCAAAAAACUUCAACCUUGGUCAUUAUAAACCAAAUAAAUAACAAUGUUUUAAGUGUUCAAAUGAAACUUGGGACUCGUGUUGCCAGAGUGCUCAUGUAAGGCAACGCCCAUAUUACCUCAAACUUUAAUAAUUGAGCUAUUUUCCUUGUUUGUCUUGCAAAAAACACACAGGCAAGCGUUGGUAUCUCCAGGCUUGUGCUCUUGUAAUGUGUUGCCCAUUUUUUGACACAGAAAAAAAUAAACAUUUAAAAAAAAAUAAUUCUCAUCAUAAUUUUUAACUAAAAAAGUAUAUUUAAGUACUUACUAAAUGACUUAUUUCUUACCUCUUUAUUGUGGCAACGUCACAAACAAAUUGACACGUAGACUGCUGUAAUAUACAACAUAAAUUGUUUUAUAUGUAAAAACUGAAAUUGUUCAUGUAUAUUAUUUUUGUUUGAUGAGAUUGUUCACAUACUGUAUUACCAAAUUCCCAUUAUUAUACAAGAACAUGUAAGUUAUCUGAUUUGUGCUAUUAUAUACUUAUAUACGGUGUAAAAAUAAUAUAUGAUUAUAUGAUUUCAGAUUUGGUAAAAGUUUUGGGUACUAGUGUAUUAUCCCGACCCCACCUACAGUAUAAUAUGUUAAAUGUAUUUAUUAAGGAUAAGGGUUUUUCUUACAAGUAUACAAUUAAUCUACAUAAUACAUGUAGUAUAGUUUAGGUUCUGUACAAUGUAUGUUAUUUAAGUUAUUUUCGAAUGAAAUUUAUGAUGUUACAGUAUUUACUUCAUUACAGUUUGAGUACUUAAUUCACUUACAUUACAGUAUACAUGUUAUAAUAAUAAAACAGUAUUCUCAUUCAUGCAUGUUUAUAUAAGAGGUUUUAGAUACUCAAUUAUGUUAAUUUUGGAUUCCUGAUGACCCCAUUUCUGUUGAAAAGUGACAAAUCAGUAUAUUUGGUAGCAUUUACAAGAGUUUCAUGAGUUUAAUGGAUACAAAAAGAAAAUGUAAAAAUUAUAGCAAAUAAAUGAUUUCAAGCAUA